Messenger RNA from Rhododendron vialii, 875 nucleotides. RefSeq lists its product as uncharacterized. The coding region runs from base 124 to 867 and encodes 247 amino acids. The transcript has 3 exons. The record is from RefSeq and is a predicted model, not a curated record. Gene Ontology annotation, cellular component: mitochondrion. Gene Ontology annotation, molecular function: malonate-semialdehyde dehydrogenase (acetylating, [NAD(P)+]) activity; methylmalonate-semialdehyde dehydrogenase (acylating, NAD+) activity. NCBI's taxonomy places the organism in Eukaryota, Viridiplantae, Streptophyta, Magnoliopsida, Ericales, Ericaceae. Gene Ontology annotation, biological process: thymine catabolic process; L-valine catabolic process.
CCUCCCCCAUUCAAACUCCUCCAUUUUCAUCCCUACCCAGCUGCCAUCACCCACCACAAGGCCCCUCCUACCAGCAGCCAAGUCUGCCUAUCUUCCUCCUCUCCUCUUCCUCUUACAUUGUCAAUGGAAACCUCGAUUGCUUCUUCUCCCUCCAUUGAUAAACAAGAAAAAGUUGACCCAUCAAUACACCACAAUUUGGAGUCGAAAGAUCACACAAUGGAUGUUGAGAAACAUGUCACAGAUGUUGUAGUGACGGAGCAAAAAUCGCAGCAAGAGGGUGACACUUCAACACUUGGUAGUUAUGUAGGGCCAUCGACUAUACCUACUUCGACUUGUCCUCCAUACGAUUAUACGGAGCAUUUUACAACGGAGACGGUUUUUCCAUCCGAUGAAGCGUUGGUGGAUUGGAUAAGAUGCACUGGUAAACAACACGGGUUUAUCAUUGUGAUUAAGGGUUCUGAGAAAUGUAUUAAGAAUCGCGCACCUAGGAUGAUGUUUUCAUGUGAAAAGAGUGGUAAGUAUAGGCCGUUUGUGAAGAAAGUUGAUGGGAAGGAGGUAGCUGUAAAGAAGAGAGUGCGGUCCAUGGGCACCAAAAAAUAUGAAUGCCCAUUUGAAUUGAAAGCUGUAAAGGGCAAUGAUGGUUGGACUGUCUCUGUCCAUAAUGGCACCCACAACCAUCCUCCAGCGGUGUACUUGGAGGGUCAUUCGUAUGCCGGGAGGUUGUCGGCAGAGCAGACUAGCACGGUGGUUGAUUUGUCAGUUGCUUUGGUGAAACCCAGAGAAAUCCUAACCCAUUUGAAGGUUCAAGAUCCUGAGAACGUAACGUCUAUCAAACCGUGUACAAUGUACGACAAAAGUAUCGAGUGAUAGAGAAA